Batrachochytrium dendrobatidis JAM81 is the source of this 768-nucleotide messenger RNA. RefSeq lists its product as uncharacterized. Gene Ontology annotation, cellular component: cytoplasm. Gene Ontology annotation, molecular function: carboxylic ester hydrolase activity; palmitoyl-(protein) hydrolase activity. Gene Ontology annotation, biological process: protein depalmitoylation. The coding region runs from base 1 to 768 and encodes 255 amino acids. NCBI's taxonomy places the organism in Eukaryota, Fungi, Chytridiomycota, Chytridiomycetes, Rhizophydiales. The record is from RefSeq and is a predicted model, not a curated record. The transcript is spliced from 5 exons.
AUGCCAACGCUCAAAACAAUUACCAAGUUUGCAGGACUAAAGCAAGAGUUUCGGUCUAGCAAUGAUAAAGUCAAUAGCAACAUUCUGAUUCUACUUCAUGGAUUGGGAGAUACUGCAGCCAACUUUGUGCAGUUUGGAGUCAAGAUGCAGUUGCCGCAGACAGCCAUCUGUGCAAUCGCAGGGCCUUCCAAUAUCCCUUACUAUGAUCAAGUCCUAGAAAGUAUACAGUUGGCACGAUCAUCUUUUCUAAUUGUCAUUGGAGUAACAGAUCUAGACAGCGGAUGCAAGCAAUUGCGAAAAGGCAUCCAGUCUACACGAUCUUUGAUAUGCUCCUUUUUGACGGAAUGUGUGAUUGCAUCCAAGGAGCAUCCAGAUGGAUGGCCUGCAGAGCGAGUGUUUCUAUUGGGAUUUUCUCAGGGUGGCAUAAUGGCAUUGGAUGUAGCCUUGAUGGGCUCUUGGCCGGAUACAUACACUUCUGAGAUGCCACGAGCUCUGGAGCUGGGUGGUGUUGUGAGCAUUAGUGGGUGGAUUGAUAUGGAUAGAUACGAUUCAUCCAACACCAGUAUCAAUGGGAGAGUUGUCAAAAAAACAUCAGUGCUGGUGACACAGGGCAUAAGUGACGGUGCAUUUGACAUGAAGUUAUUUGAAUCCAAGAAAUCGGUAUUGCGUAGGUUUGUAGAAACGGAGGAUCAACUUCAAGUUGGUGUGAUAGCGGGAAAAGGACAUACAAUGCCUCAAUCUCAGGUACGCUAUGAUAUCUGUCAUUGA